AAGCAGGUUUUGAACUCAACUUCCCAGGGAUCUUGGCGCGCCUUUCAUUCGGUUGCUUAGCAACCGGCGUACACCUGCCAUGGAGCCGAAGGGGGAGCCGGAGGCGAAAGACGCAAAAGGCCAGAAUGAACAUUCAGAAGAAGGAAAGGGGUCACCUUCAGAGGAACAGAAGGAAAAAGCAAAGAAGAUAGCUGAUGAAAAGACCCCGUCUCAUGUAAUUCAGGAAGAAGAAAAGCUAUUUGAAGAUGAAGAAGGUAGUGAAGGCUAUGGCGAUGAAGAAGAGGAAGAGGAAGUGGAGCCAAUACAACUUGAAAAGCCUCCAGAACCGGUAAAGAAGAAGAAAGUAAAGGUAGAGAAGAAAAUCUCUGAAAACUUCUACUAUAACUAUGAGGAGUUGUGUGCACUACCAUUUGUGACUCCAGAUUCUGGCAUUCCGCUUGACAUGCUCAGUCUCAUUCACUCUUUUGGCUAUGACUGCACUAGACGGGCAAACAUUCAGAUGUUGGAUAGUUACACUCUCCUCUACAUAGCUGGCAACCAACUCGUACUGCUGAAUUUGCUAAUGAAAUCUCAGAAAUAUCUCCGAAGCACAUGCGGUGGAGGGAUUGGAGUAAUCACGGUACAUCCUAAUAAAACCUACUUUGCAGUAGGAGAAAAAGGAUGGAAGCCAAACAUGAUUAUCUAUGAAUACCCUUCCUUAAGGCCAUACAGAGUAUUACGAGGUGGAACUGAAGAAGCAUAUGCAUUUGCUGACUUUAAUCGUUCGGGUACUUUGAUCGCCACAGUUGGGAGCAGCCCUGACUAUAUGUUAACAGUUUGGGAUUGGAAGCAGGAAAAGAUUGUAUUGAGAUCGAAAGCAUUUUCCCAAGAUGUUUUUAGAGUGACCUUUUCUCCAGAAAAUGAAGAGCAACUCACCACAUCUGGUUCAGGUCACAUAAAGUUUUGGAAGAUGGCGCUUACUUUCACUGGUCUGAAACUACAAGGAGCACUGGGUAGGUUUGGAAAAACAGCAUUGACAGACAUUGAAGGAUAUGUGGAGCUGCCAGAUGGGAAGGUACUUUCAGGGUCAGAAUGGGGCAACUUGUUGCUCUGGGAAGGGGGCCUCAUAAAAGUGGAACUUUGUCGGCCUGGCCGUAAAAAUUGCCACAACGGCCCAAUUAAUCAGUUAGUUCUGGAUGAGGGAGAGGUGGUCACUGUUGGAUCAGAUGGAUAUAUUAGGGUUUGGGAUUUUGAAACAAUAGAUACAGCUGAUAUUGUGGAUGACACUGGACUGCUGGAGGUGGAACACAUUAACGAACUUUUAGUUGGCAAAAAUGUAAAUCUGAACUAUAUGGUGAAAAUUCAUGAACGUGGAGAACCAUUUUGGUAUGCUCAGGAUGCCAAUGGAGCCAUCUGGAAGCUUGAUUUGAGUUUCACAAAUGUUACUCAUGAUCCAGAAUGCCUCUUUACUUUUCAUUCAGGAAAGAUAGAAGCCAUGUGUGUUUCUCCAGUCACCUAUAUCAUGGCCACCACUGGUCUUGACCGUUCAGUUCGUGUCUUUGAUUUCAUUGACAAUGUGCAGUUGACUGAGAUGAAGUUUAAACAGGGAGGAACAGCAAUGGUCUGGGCACCAAACGUGGUAAAUCCCAAGAAAGGCAUAAUGGUUGUAGGUUUUCAAGAUGGUGUUGUACGCGUUAUUGAACUUUUCGAUCCAAAGGGACUUCCUGUUGUAUCUGGACGGGACAAAGGAGCGCCUGCAGCCUUGCGUCUGAAACAGGCGUUCAAACCUCAUACUACUAUAGUAACAGCUUUGGCCUAUGAGCGUAAUGGGGAAUUGCUUGCCACAGGGAGUAACGAUAAAACUGUGUUCUUCUUUAACGUUGAAGAGAAAUAUGAGCCAAUUGGCUUCCUCUCUGUCCCAGGGCCUGUUCAGGCAUUGCAGUGGUCUCCUCUUUCUCAUCCUGAGAGCACGCUACUUAUUUUCUGCAAGAACGGCAUUGUUGUCCAGGUUCCUGCUCCAGACCCUGGGAAUUACAACGCAGCAACCACCUAUAGGAUAAAAGACUUGCCUACACAAUAUUUUCGUUUCUGCAGCAUAAAAUCUCGGAUUCUGCUUGAAGAGGAACUUGAACGCAGAGAAAAAGUGAGACUAGAGAAGGAGAAAGCAAAGCAGCAAUGGAUAAAGCAGCAACUGGAUGAGGGGAAAACAAUGGAAGAAAUUGAAUUUCCACAGGAAGAAGCUGUGGAAGAGGAACCACUGCCUGAAAUCUACAUCCCAGAGACUCCAAGCCCCAUCCUGUGUGGGUUUUACUCUCGGCCAGGGAAGUUUUGGUUGUCGUUGGGAGAGUAUGAUACUGGAUUCCUUUUCCACUGUGCAUUUUCUCAUCAGCAAGGCGACAAAGAACCCGAGGCUCGGAAAGAUGAACCUUUUGCCUAUAUUCAUUUAGAAGAUACAGAAGACACUGCCAUUAGACGGAUUGUGUUUUGCUCCACCGGCUUGCUAAUGAUCUGUGGCAUGCAGGAUGGAGCAGUACGGAUCUAUGCUCUCCAUGAGAAAUGGCUCUCAAAGGACAAUAUAGCUGGAUAUUGGUCAUACAGCAUGCAUGAUAAUAACUAUGGGCAAAUUCAAGGCAUCUGUCCAAGUUUUGAUGAUCGCUUUCUUGUGACCUGUGGAGCAGAUGGCAAUAUCUUUACUUAUAACAUCCUUUCAGCUGAGGAGGUUAAGAAAGUACUAAAGGCUAAGGUGCCCUCUCCAAGGAGAGGCCUUGAAAGAGAGAGACCAGCAGAAGAUAUUGAGGAUCCUACUGCCUACAGUAUUGAAAAUGCGAAGCAAAAAAAGGAACACGAUUAUAUAAUGAGGAUAGCAGAACAGAAGAAAUCUGUUAAGAGACAAGAACUAAGCACUCUAAGGGAGGAGUUUCAGAAUUUGCUCCAAAUGAACCGUCAGCUGCCAUCUCACAUGCAACUUCACAGAGCACAAUUUGAGUUGGACCGCAGAAUCCGUGCAGAGAUGGACAGAAAGACCGCGCAUAAGAUCCGGCUCGUCCUAAAGGAAUUGGCCUGGGAACAGGAGAAACAUCGCAUUGGGCUGCAGAAAGUAGAGAAUCGGUUUCGGGCCAGUUUGGAAUAUGACACCAUUGUGGUCUGUGCCAUGAGAAGCAACCACCGAAUCUCCACGUACAGACUGUUGUCGAUCUCAGAAAAAUUGUACAAUGUCAGUAAGCAAAGUCAAGCAGCGAAAAGAAGGCAGAGCAAGUAUGACCAUAAAGGAAAAGACACAGACCAAAGGACAGAGACCCAAAAGGAUGCCAAGCCAAAAUUUCCAACCCAGGCUUCUAUUAGUGAAGAAGAAGUGGAUUCAGAAAAGCUGCAAAAAAAGGGGCACCCACACACGGUGGCAAGCCGCAUUGUUGAAAAUCGAAUGGAAAAACUUAGAAAAAUUAUUGAAAAAGCAGACAGAGCCAAAGCUAAGAUCCAACAAAGAAGGAAUGAAUGGGAUGAACUAUUCAAGAGCAAACCAAGCGAUGACUAUGAGGACCCCCAAGAUGUAGAAAAUAUCAAAGAGGCCCAACAGAAUAUGGGGGACUUCAAACUGAAAACGGCUACUAACUACAAAAUUCCUGAACACAUGAGAAUGAAUGCUGACAAGAAAACUCAUCAGUUGGCAUCUUUAGAAGUGGCUAUACACGAUAAGAAACUGGAAAUGAACAAAUGGAUCGUGUCCCUCCGAGACCUCAAGGUGGCUAUUAUUGAAGAGAUCCAGUGUGUCGUGCAAGAACUGAAAAAAAUCCAAUCAUCUCUCCACCCAUCCAAACAUGUCCCUGUUCCUCCAAUUCCCCAACUCCUUCCUGAAGAGACUCCAGAGAAACAGUUCCAGUAUGACACUGAAAUGCUCAUGAAGUUCAAACAUGACCUGGAAGAGCGGGCCAGGCUCAAGGACAUGGUGCCAGUAGCUCCUUCAGGAGAGGGCGGAGGUCUAGGGGGUUUCGGAGGAGGCUUUUAUCGUGCCCCUUCAGUAAAGGACUUAGAAGCUGCCAUGCGGUCGACAAGUUUGAAAUCGAUGAAAAUAGCAUCUGGAACUGCUGCGCAGACACUCAAAUCUUUUGAGUUUGAGGCAGUGGAGCCUACAGACUUGGAACUGGAAAUUGAAAAACGGGCGGAGAUUCGGAACAUUUAUAUGCAAGAGGUUUUGGUCAAGAGGGUUCAUGAGCUCAUGAUUACCUUUGAUGCUGAGCUUCGCCUUCUUCGUCACCAAAAACUGAAGUUGGACAUAAUGAUGAAAACUGCUGACCUACGCCACAUCACUUGGUUUCAAGAGCUGCUUCUCCUGAAGAACUUUGAGAAACAUGAGAACAUUCUCCAGGAGCGUGUCAACAGCCUUUCCAGUGAGGAGGAGGAAAUGCAACACAAAUUAAAUAGCUAUCUUGCACAAAUUGAGGAAAAGAAAGCAGAGAUUGCAAAGCUCCAGGAACGAGAGAAGAUCCUUUAUGCCACUUUCCAAGCGUCUUUGGGGGAAAACAACAAAUUUGCUAAUUUCCUCACUAAAGUCCUAAAGAAGAGGAUCAAGCGUGUUAAGAAGAAAGAAGUGGAAGGCGAAGGAGAUGAAGAUGAAGAGAGUGAGGAAGAGAGCGAUGAAGAGUCUAGUUUGGAGAGUGAUGAGGAAGAGUCCGGAUCUGAGGAUGAAGUCUUUGAUGACUCUGUUUGUCCAAAAAAUUGUGACGAGGCGCUCUUUGAAAACACACUCCAGCUCCGAGAAAAGCGGCUGGACAUUGAGGAGGCCUUGGUGGAGGAAAAGAAAACUGUUGAAAAUGUCAGAAAAGACUAUGAUUUCUUGGCCAAGAAGGUGAAAGUAGUAGCAGCCAGCCUAGAUGCAGCGGAUUGGGAACUGGAGGCCUAUCAGCGGGAGAAGCAGCAGAGACUGAAUGAACUCUAUGUAGUUGUGCCUCUAAAACUUCACCAGGUGGAAUAUAUCUCAAAUGGAGAAAUCCCUCCUGACCUCUCGCAGUCGUUGGUGUUUACCAACCAGUCUUUGGUGAACUUGCAGCAGAGGAUCAUGGUCCUGCAGGAGGAGAAACUAGAGCAGAGAGAACUCUAUAAGAAGGCCCGGCAGCAGCACAAACAGCUCAUUCGAGACAGGAGGGACAUGAUGCUUAAGAUUGACCGAUUGGAAGAGAAAUGCAAUGAGCUGAUGAUGCUGAAAUUUGGCCGAUUAGUGAACUUGGAAGCCCUGCAGACUCUUUCAGUUAACACAAAUCUGGAAGAACUCAAAAUGAAGAUGAUGGAAAAAGAGCAAACUCAUGCUGCAGAAUUAAGAAAAUGGGAGGAUAAAAUUGUUGACCUGCGUCAAGAGUUGAUGAUGGUGACACAAGAAAAUACUGGCAAACUGAAGCAAAUGAACACAUUUUGUAUGGAGAAGAUGACACUUGAAACUAAGUUGGACGCACUACAGAAUAACCUGGGAGCAGAAUUCCAAGGGCCUCGCAAAUCAGAUAUUGAGGAGAAGGAGAAGCUGAUUGCACUGGUCCAGUUACAAGCCCAAGAAGCUGAGGUCCUGAAAGAAGAAAUCACUCUCCUAAGCAGGAAGGAUGGCCGCAUCUUUCCACCAUCUCAGCCUGGAUAUCCUCAAGGUGGGAUGCUGGAUUAAAUCCUUUUCAUGUCGUUCCCUUGUUCUCAUUUUUUAUGCAUAUCAAUCCUACUGCAUGAGAAUAAUUAGCAAGCUAGUCCUUGAGAUUUAAGUAUCAUAUGAUGUGCCCUGGUCUUAAAGCUCUUCCCCUUUUGGCGGAAAUUCUGGACCUUUUAAUAACAUAGGCCAGGCAGAAUGUUGAAACUUUCCCUUGCCUUCAGUGAUCUGAUACAUUGACGGGAGAAAGUUGCAGCUCUUGAAUUUGUCUUUCAUAUGGCUGCUAAAGGCACAAGAGGCACUAUUAAGAAAAUAGUAGCAACCCCACCUAUCUCUUUUACUUAGUGCCCCGUUGGCUUUGGGCACAUGGGGACAUGAUGUUGGUCAACCCAGGCAGCCUGGCCAAAUGGUCAUGGUUGAUGAAGGCCGACAUCUGGAGGGCACAAUUAACGAUGCUGUCUUAAAGUCUUCAAAUAGAUGUUUUACUUCCUGAUCCAAAUAUAUGCAAGAUCAGGCACAAUGGAUAUACAGCCUUGUCCUCCUGAUUGGGCAAUUAGUAUCUUGAUGCAGAUGUGUCUCCAUAUCUGUACUUUCAACCUGGAAUUGUGUUGUUGAUAAAUACUUAUGAGAUUGACAAUAAAAUCUGAGUCAAUAUA
Molecule: messenger RNA, 6255 nt
Organism: Podarcis raffonei (Aeolian wall lizard)
Lineage: Eukaryota; Metazoa; Chordata; Lepidosauria; Squamata; Lacertidae
Gene: CFAP44
Product: cilia and flagella associated protein 44
Exons: 35
Coding region: 80-5623 (1847 amino acids)
Molecular function (GO): protein binding
Source: RefSeq, a predicted model, not a curated record